This is a messenger RNA of Orbicella faveolata, 2109 nucleotides long. RefSeq names its product cyclic GMP-AMP synthase-like receptor 3. Lineage: Eukaryota; Metazoa; Cnidaria; Anthozoa; Scleractinia; Merulinidae. The record is from RefSeq and is a predicted model, not a curated record.
UAUUAUGUGCGGUUUGCGCGCUUUGUUGUCUCACAGAGGGCUACUGCAAAGAGGUCAGUCAACUCCGGCCAGCAUCGUACAAACUGACCUCGCUAUAAAGGAUGUGCACAAGACAUAAGAAAUUAACUGAAAAUUAAAUUCCGCUUUAAAUCAAAUCAAAUCAGCUUUAAGGGCUUGUUGUACUCUUCUGCACAUGUGCGGCGAUUUUGUUUUUGGACCGUCAGUGAAAUUUUCAAAGCUAGCUUCGAUGUGAAACAUCCUCAUCAAUCUAUCUUGUGGGGGCUGUGAAAGUUGUAGUAACAUGCGGUUUUCGGGAAAUUGUUUGUCAUUUAAGGAUUUUUAUAACAUAUUUUGGUGUUUUUGUUUACGUGAAGAACUUGUUGUCGUCGAAAGAUGGUGUGCAACCCAGCUCGUUCCAUACAAAAAUUACCAUAAAGCCGCUCGAGAAAAUCGGAAAUUAUUCCGGGGAGGUCGAGAAUGGUGCUUAGUCACACGAUUUCUAUUGGUCAAAAAGACGAGCUGGCUUUCUAACUCAUGUAAACAAAGGUCCUUAAUUUAAUUUGCACUCCACCUAGCGCGGCGCGAAAGCGGAGAACCAAUGACGUCUGUUUGCUGAAGCUUGCGGGGUUUUAUCUUAUUUUAUAUGUUUUAUCUUAUUUUGCCUCAGACAAUGUGGGCUUGGAACUGGCUGGUAGGAGACGACACAUUAACAAGGAAACUUCGUAAUUAUUCUGCCAAGCAUGUGAAGAUUUCCGAAGCUGACAUGACUCUUACAAAAAAGCUGGUGAAAGAUUACGUUGAAAACCAGGUCAUGUGGUACUGUCGAAAGAAAUCCUCGCUUCCCAUUCUGAGACUGGAGUACACCGGAAGCGUGUACGAAAGGCUGAAGACAGAAGCUGCUGAUGAAGUGGACGUCAUGGUCGUACUGAAAACCACCGCGCCGUGGUUAUGGGGUGAUCCGGAAGUCAUGGUGGAAGAUACAGAUGUACCUGGGUACGUACGGCUGAAGGCAAGAUUGGACACAAAAUUUCGCAGGUACGCAGGACCCGAAGGUUACAUACAUCCUGAGCGGCUUCGCAAUGGCUGGUUCUACAGUCUUGUCGAACAAGCAAUAAAUGAUUUCAGAUCUAGAUCACCGCGUUCUGAUGUUGAUAUGGUUGUGCGAGCCCACGGGCCAGCUGUUCAGCUGGAUAUCUUCAAGAAGGAAUCUGGUAUGAUGUUGUUGUCAGCAGAUCUGGUUCCUUGCUUUCAAAUCGGAGCAGACAGCUUCUAUGUGGCCAAGCCCUAUAGAGGACGAAGAUACGUUUCUAGUCCUGGUCUUCUUUGGAGGCAGUCGUUUUCAUUAAAGGAAAAAAGCAUCUUAGAAUACAUGGAUAGAGAUCAUGGCUGUAGGCACGAGCUCCUCAGAAUCGUCAAAACCAUCGUGAACAGGGAGCGAACCUCGCUCGGUAGACUCGAGUCGUACCACUUGAAGACAGCCUACAUGCAUUAUAUAAAAGAAAAACGUGGAAACUGGACCAGCCGGAACUCGCUGGGGGAACACUUUGUUGGCUUUCUUGGGGAGCUGCAGAAGGCCCUGGAAAAUGGAAAUCUUGCGCACUACUGGCUGGGUGGCGUAAACGUUCUGGAAGACAUUGAUGAGGUGGUGAUGAAGAACAUGGCAUAUCGUCUGAAAAGGAUCCUGAAUAGCGAAGUAGAAAGGGAUCGGAUUCUUGAAUAGCGAACAGUUUCGCUAUUUUUCAUUGUUUUCAAACAGACAAUGAUCACAUCGAACUCUACACCCUCCUCUUAUUUAGGCCUAACAAGCAAACUAAGCGAAAGAAAAGAACUAGUGAAAUUUAGGAUAGGCAAUCACAAAGUAAGAAUUGAGACUGGUGGAUGCCCUAUUUGUGCAUCUAAUCAAAUUGAAGACGAAUCUCACUUUCUAAAAUAUUGCAAUAAAUACUCUAUUCUAAGAAAUAAAUUUUAUGAAAAAAAUAGAACAUAUCAUUCCGACUUUUGAACAAUUAUCUUCGUUAAGAGCCAUUAGCGAACUUAUGACUUCUUCAAAUCAUUAUAUUAAUAUUUAAUUAGCAAAAUUUAUUUCAUCUUGCUUUGAUCUACGCAAUA